Polistes canadensis is the source of this 1902-nucleotide messenger RNA. It is a transcript of the gene Yod1, whose product is annotated as ubiquitin thioesterase OTU1. Gene Ontology annotation, molecular function: cysteine-type deubiquitinase activity. Gene Ontology annotation, cellular component: nucleus; cytosol. NCBI's taxonomy places the organism in Eukaryota, Metazoa, Arthropoda, Insecta, Hymenoptera, Vespidae. Gene Ontology annotation, biological process: endoplasmic reticulum unfolded protein response; protein deubiquitination. The record is from RefSeq and is a predicted model, not a curated record. The transcript is spliced from 3 exons. Bases 607 to 1536 code for a protein of 309 amino acids.
UCAUUAACCUUAUGCAAUGUGCGACGAGUGCAUCAUGAAAAUUUUUCAACGUAUCUGACGCAGUUGGCGACGUGGUCGCAUAAGAUUGAAAAAAACGGAAAAAAUAAGAAGAAGUAAGGAAAAGAGAAAGAAAAAAAAAACAAAAUUAGCAUCGAUGGUUUGCGUCUAUAUAUGCUUUGCGAUUAAAGCUCUUAAAAUGUGACCUUAUUCUUAACUUAUAUGUACGUAUCUACAUACAUAUGCAUUGUGGUGAAUUGGUUAUUAUCAGAUCACAUGACCAACAGUAGAUAUAUAUGUUAAUAUAUAACGGGUACUGUGGCUCUAUAAUAGAUUUUGUUAAUAAAUCAUAUUUUAGACACUUUGAAUUAUUUUCAUUUUGUAACCAAAAAAGGAAUACCAAAUCAAGAAUUAAAAUAAAGAAAUGAUGAGUAUGGCUAAUAAAUAAUAAGUCAAAGUCAGUGUAUGAUAUUGGUAUGACUCUACAUACAUGAUAUGAUUGAUUCCUUGAAAGGAGGUUGGGACAGCUGAUUGAAAGAAAAGCCACAAUAAGUUUAAUUUUUUUUCUCUCCUCUUUUUUCGUUUAAAUCAUAAUAAACGCUUGAAAGCAUGGCUGGAUUUGUUUUAAGGGUUAAAACAAAGUCAGGACAGAAAGUUGUAAAUGGGCUUGUCCCACAGGAUAAAGUAGCUGCAUUGAAAUCGAAGCUAGCCGAUGUGACAGGUAUUUCUGUCGAUGCUCUUCACGUUCUUGGUGGUUUUCCACCUAAAGCGAUCAAUCUUGACAAUGGAUCGGCUACUAUUAUGGACAGUGGUAUAGUUUCUGGCGAUACUCUGAUUAUUGAAGAAAAACAAGUUAUUAAUGGCGCUCAAAUAGAAACUGAAAUUGGUAGAUCUCAUAUUGUUAAUGAUGAAACUUUCCUUAAUACACCUGGUGUUCUUAUGAAAAUGGUUGUACCAGCAGAUAAUUCAUGUUUAUUCACUAGUGUUGGCUAUGUUCUUAAUGGAAAAGUUGAUAGUAGUUGUUCAAGUUUUAUGAGAGAAAUCAUCGCUAAUACCGUCGCCUCAGAUAUAGAGGAAUAUUCUGAAGCUUUUUUGGGUAGACCUAAUGCAGAAUAUUGCAAGUGGAUUUUAAAGUCAGAUUCGUGGGGAGGAGCAAUAGAAUUAUCUAUACUGUCGAAAUUUUAUGGAUUGGAGAUAGCUGUAAUUGAUAGUAUCAAUGCUAUUAUAAACAGGUUUGGAGAAGAUCAACAUUACGCUCAAAGAGUAUUUCUUAUAUUUGAUGGAAUACAUUAUGACCCGCUUUACUUGGAACCACUUGAUGGUGGUUCCAUUCAAACGAUUUUUUCAACAGAAGAUGAUAGAAUGUUGUUAGAAGCUGCAGAGCUUGCAAGAGAAGUGAAGUCUAGUCGCCAAUAUACAGACAUUCAAAAAUUUAAAUUAAUGUGCUAUGUUUGCAAUAUUAAAUUAAAUGGACCAGUCGCAGCACGACAACAUGCCAGUGAAACAGGUCACAAGAGCUUUGGAGAAGUGCCUGUAUAAUGUAGUUUCAAUUUGAUCAUCUAAUAUAUGAUAAGUAUUUUUAAUCAGACUGCUAUAUAUAAGGCGUUCGAUAAAUUAGUCUCAAUUAGUCUGAUUUUGUCACUUGAUCAAGGCUUAAAAACAUUUUAAAACUAUACACCAAUACUUCUCCUGUCCUAAGUAUGCAUAUAUACAAUGCACUCUCUAAUAGAAUUUUAUAAACAAAUAAUUAUAUGCUGGUUUUUUAUUUAAUCGAAACAAAUUUUUUUUCAUCAAUAACCAUACGUAACAAUUCAAUCUUUUAUGUGCGCGCAUGUGUUUUAUUUUCUUAUAUAUAAUAAAAUCAUUAUAAAUAAAAUCAUGCAUAUUAUAUUUUUAAACAAAAAA